Molecule: messenger RNA, 1425 nt
Organism: Euleptes europaea (tarantolino)
Lineage: Eukaryota; Metazoa; Chordata; Lepidosauria; Squamata; Sphaerodactylidae
Gene: RIOX2
Product: ribosomal oxygenase 2
Exons: 9
Coding region: 2-1405 (467 amino acids)
Cellular component (GO): nucleolus
Molecular function (GO): histone H3K36 demethylase activity; histone H3K4 demethylase activity
Source: RefSeq, a predicted model, not a curated record
CAUGCCAAAGAAAGGAAGGAGACAGACUGGAACAGAAGAGGAACACCUGACACCAUGCAAACAAGCAAAAGUGGAAACAGCGUGUCCUUUGCUUACGAAAUGUGACCAUCCAAAAAGUAUGUUUGCAAGUUUGAUCUUUCCCAUCAAACCAGAGGUAUUUUUCAGAGACUACUGGGAGCAGAAGCCGCUGCUUCUUAAGAGAGAGAACCCCUCCAUGGCAUCCUGCUAUCAGUCUUUGUUUCAAUUAACUGACCUGAAAAGCUUAGUCAACCGGGGUUUAUGUUACGGAAGGGAUAUCAACGUCUGCAAAUGUGUGAAUGGGAGAAAGAAGAUUUUUAACAAAGAUGGCAAAGUCAGCUACGCACAGCUAAAGAGAGAUUUUGAUCAGAAAAAAGGAACAAUACAAUUUCAUCAGCCCCAGCGAUUCAAGGAUGAACUUUGGAGAAUCCAGGAGAAAUUGGAAUGCUUCUUUGGCUCACUGGUUGGAUCUAAUGUUUAUAUUACCCCUCCAGGGUCUCAAGGCCUGCCUCCACACUAUGAUGACGUUGAGGUGUUUAUUCUGCAGCUAGAAGGAGAGAAGCACUGGCAGCUGUACCAACCUACUGUGAAUCUAGCUCAGGAAUACAAUGUUGAACCUGAGGAUAGAAUAGGAACUCCAACACAUGACUUUUUAUUAAAGCCUGGAGAUCUGCUAUAUUUUCCAAGAGGAACCAUUCACCAAGCUGACACACCUCCUGGGGUGUCUCAUUCUACCCACGUGACCAUCAGCAUGUGUCAGAACAACUCUUGGAGAGAUUUCUUGUUGGAUGUCAUUCCUGGACUUGUGUUGGAUUCAGCAAAAGACGACAUUGACUUUCGGAAGAGUAUACCAAGACAGUUACUGAUGAAAAUGGAUUUGUCUGAAUCGUCCAAGAGACUAAGUGGUUUCCUGAGACAUCUUGCAGACCAGCUGGAAAAUGGCAGAGAGCUGAAGUCAUCUGACAUGAAAAAAGAUUUCAUUAUGAACAGACUACCUCCCUUCUUUCUGAAUAGCUUUGACCCUUUGGCUCCAGGAGGAAAGCUACCCAAAGUUGACAGCACGAUCAGAUUACAGUUUAAAGACUACACUGUAAUUACAGUGGGACCGGAUCAAGAUCCUUUGGAUGAUACACACAAAGAGAUGAUUUAUAUCUAUCACUCCUUAAAAAACAAGAGAGAAGCGCACAUGAUGGGGGAUGAAGAUACGAAUGAGGAAGGAAUACCCCAGACUCAUGGGUUACGGUUUCCACUCUCACAUAUGGAUGCACUGAAGCAAAUCUGGAGCUGCAAUACGAUCUGUGUGAAGGAAUUGCUUCUGCCUUCAGAUGCAGAGAAAGAAAACUUGGUAGUAUCAUUGUGGAGCGAGUUGCUUAUUGAAGUAAUCUGAAGGUGUAAGCUGGCCAACAU